AUUUCAGCGCUUCCGUAUACCAUUUAUCUCAUGAUAUCAUGGGAUCCAUUCUAUUUAAAUCUAAAUUCGUACUUUGUAAUCAUCUCCACUCUUCCUAUGAUUAUUCAACUGAAGAUUAACCUCACCUUAACAACAUCGAUUGCUGCGGAGAGAACUUUGGCUCUGUACUUCCCAGUCGUAUUCCGCAGCCUGUCCACGCGCUCGUAUGCAGUGUUCAGCUUGUUGUGUGGGAUUUUGUUAGCAGUACUGGACGUUAUCUUGGAAUUUUCACUGACACCUUUCAACAGUGCUCUCAACUGUGUGGCUAUCGGAUGUUUUCUGAGUGAAACUUUCCGCUACUAUUGGGGAAUCAGCAAUAUGGUGAACUUGUUUUUUAAAGCCGUCUAUAUAUCUGUUAAAUGUUAUGGGCAUGAUUGUCAAAAAACAUGUAAGAAAUUAAAUCUAGGAAAUGUAGAGCCCAACCUUUCAAGUCUUUCAAAAAUAUCACUUUGCAAUUUCUGA
Angiostrongylus costaricensis is the source of this 501-nucleotide messenger RNA. The record is from the annotation of a GenBank genome assembly. NCBI's taxonomy places the organism in Eukaryota, Metazoa, Nematoda, Chromadorea, Rhabditida, Metastrongylidae.